This is a messenger RNA of Didymodactylos carnosus, 549 nucleotides long. The record is from the annotation of a GenBank genome assembly. NCBI's taxonomy places the organism in Eukaryota, Metazoa, Rotifera, Eurotatoria, Philodinida, Philodinidae.
AUGUCUCCUCGAGCAGGAGAAGCACUGGCGGAUGCCUUGAAAGUUAAUAAAACUCUCGCUCAACUUAAUCUUGGAAAGAACGAAAUAUCGGCUCGAGGAGGUGAUGCGCUGGCAAAUGCCUUGAAAUCACAAAAACAGCCUGAUGCAGAAGAAGAUGAUUUAGGUGGUAGUGCUGCUCAAAAAGAAAAAAUAUCAUUUUUAAAAAAUAAUCUUGAUCAAUUAACGAAAGUCCACAAACAGCUUGUGCGUGAAAAUGCGAAUUUACGUUGUGAAUUACCAAAAUUAGAAAAACGGCUUACAGCUACAAUGGACCGUGUUAAAUCGUUAGAACAAGCACUAAAAGAAGCGAAAGAAAGUGCAAUGGAAGAUCGUAAACGUUAUCAAUGUGAAAUUGAUCGUAUUAGAGAAGCUGUUAAACAACGUAAUCAUGCACGACGAACAAACACAGCACAAAUUGUGGAACCAAUACAAGCAGGGCAGAACCCUUCAACCAAUACAUCAACACCUAUUCCAACUAUUCGUGGCGGUAGUCAAUCUACAGAACCUUAA